GGGAUAUUCUUAAUCGAUUGUCAGAAUCGGGGUGACGUUUCGCUUAUUUAUUUUUCAAUUUUCCAAAGAAAAAACAAAUUUCGGAAUGGGAUUUAAUGACUGGGUAAAUUACAUCGUGCGUGAUAAUCCUGUUUCCAAAUCGGUUACGUCUCUAGUGGGAAUAGGAAAUCACAAAAACUAUUCAGAAAUGCCAAGGGUAACUGUUAUAACUGAAAAGGUACCCUUGUGGCAACUUGCGAGUGAAGCUGGUCCCUUUCUCAGGAUUGCCGGUUUAAUGGGAGCUUCUGCAGUGGCUCUCGGAGCCUAUGGGGCCCACAGGACCUAUCCAAAAGACAAACAAAGUGAACUUCAAGUUAUCUUUGAGACCGCUAACAGGAUGCAUUUCUUUCAUUCCCUUGCAGUUAUGAGUGUGUCAUUGUGUAAACAUCCAAAAAUUGCAGGCACAUUAAUGAUAUCAGGCACCAUUUUAUUCACCGCUCCUUUGUACUACCAUGCAUUCACUGGAGAUAACAAAUUCGGAAAAUUAGCUCCGAUGGGAGGAACUAUACUGAUCCUUGCAUGGCUGUCAAUGGUACUACAAGCCACAAGUAUACUUAAUUCAAAGUAAACAUCCACUCUUAUAUUGUUAUUUUUUUAUUGAUAAUAUUUUGUAUAAUGCCAUAUGCAUCAGAAGCUGUGAGUUUUUAAAAAAAACUUAUCUGCCAUAUCAAAGCUUGUGAUGCUUACGGUCUAAAUAAGUUGUUUUUUGUUGUUAUAAAUUCAUAGUUAUUAGUAUUAGGAGCAUUAUUUAUUCUCGGAAUUUAAAUUAAAAUUAUCUGUUUUAAAA
This is a messenger RNA of Anthonomus grandis grandis, 826 nucleotides long. RefSeq names its product transmembrane protein 256 homolog. The transcript has 4 exons. NCBI's taxonomy places the organism in Eukaryota, Metazoa, Arthropoda, Insecta, Coleoptera, Curculionidae. The coding region runs from base 86 to 607 and encodes 173 amino acids. The record is from RefSeq and is a predicted model, not a curated record.